GAAAUCCCUUAUCCCCCUUCCCCUCUUUCCUUCACACACACACACACACACAUGUAUAUAUAUAUAAGUCUCCUUGAAACAUCAAUGCAUGGAGACAUCAAGAUCAGCUUCUUCGAACCCCUCAAGGAUACUAGUGGUGAGAUGUUCAGGGGAAUGUUGUCUGGUUCGAGAACAUUCUAGCUUCCAUCCAUAUUUAUGCAGAAUGAUCUCGGACCAGGCUUCAUUCCCCUCGGCUCUCUUAAACUUUUCUCAUUGCUCAUCACUCUAGGUAUGCUAGUCUUUUCUUGAUGAAACCAGAAAUUGUACACAUUGUUCUUUAAAAAGUAUUUUGUGAUUUGUUGUUAUGAAUUUGCUCAAAAGAUUUUCUUUUGGGGCUGAUGAAGAUAUGCAUGGAAUUAAUUCAAUCCAAGGUAAUGAUAUGAUAUGAUAUCAAAGUUUGGAUUAAGAAACUGUCAUUUGGAUCAAAUUUUCUUGUUUGUCAUGCUGUGUGUGUGUGUGUGAAUAUUUCAAGUGGGAUUUAAGAAAAUAAUAUGUGGAGGGAGAGGGAGAUGCCAAAAAUUUCCUUUUCUCUAAAAAGUAAAGCAAUAAUUAGUCUUGUGACCAUUUGGUUUAGAAUUUUGUUGUUUAGUUUAUCAUUCAACGCUUUCACCGAAUUCUUUGAAAAACAGGGGAAGAAUAUUGGUGUGGAAAUGCGACUAAUUCGGUUAGGUACUGGGGAGAAUGCUACCGCAGAGGUUGAAGAAGGUUGUUACAGACAACCCCAAGAAAGUUGCAUCUUUGAUCGACAUUGUUAAUUUGCCUACCGUGCUUAGAGAUUUCAUGGGCCAGUCUCAAAGUUCACAACUCAGUUGCUUUAAGCGUGUUUGGGGUUAUAUCAAGGAUAACAAUCUCCAGGAUCCCGUCAACAGGAAUGUAGUCAACUGCGAUCCGAAGCUGAAGAGCAUUCUAUUGGGCAAGUCCACGAUUGAUCUCACUGAACUUCCCCCGUUGAUCAAGUUGCAUUUUCCAAAGCAGCCUGGCAGUUGAGGGCCCUGACUCUGGAUUUGCAGUUUUGCACUAGGUUUAAGUUUGUGUUGGAUUAAUGGAUGUUGGAUUUCAGUUUUAGUAAUUUCACAUAUGUUUUUACCUUGAAAAAAAUUGGAUUGGAGAAAGAGAAUAUAUUCUUGUACUUCUGCUGUCAGUAAUUGCUAAUGAUAGUUAUUUACCUCAAAUAAUUAAUAAAUGUGGGCUUCAAUGUA
Messenger RNA from Salvia splendens (bonfire salvia), 1238 nucleotides. Its product is annotated as upstream activation factor subunit UAF30. The record is from RefSeq and is a predicted model, not a curated record. The transcript is spliced from 3 exons. NCBI's taxonomy places the organism in Eukaryota, Viridiplantae, Streptophyta, Magnoliopsida, Lamiales, Lamiaceae. The coding region runs from base 721 to 1026 and encodes 101 amino acids.